AUGAAGACAAUUAACAAUUAUAAGAAUCCUUACAAGAAGAAAUCUAAUCUUGACAACAUUGUUGAUCAACUGUGCACACAACUUCAGGACAUCAAAGAUCAAGAAAGUGAAGCAGGUAUAGGCAUGCCCACGUGUUCAUUUGAAGAAACUGAGGCUGUUCGACGAUAUUAUGAUGCAUUUCCGCCUUUGAAUAAAGGUAGAGAGUCGCCUUUACCGUAUUAUCUCCCACCGCCGGCGUGGUGUCGUAAAUCAUCACCUGAUACAAAUAUCAAAAUGCAAAGCGAGCAAUCAUUGUCGAAAGAUUGGAAUUCCAAAAACAAGAAGUCGUCUUCGGGCAAAGAACGACGUAAUUCGUACCACGGCCAGAGAAAGAACAAUAAAAAACGAAGCAACAGUUACAGUAGGUCAUUUGAAAGCAAAGAAAGUUUACCAGAGUGGGUAACGCAUGAGGGUGUCUGGGAUAUAGAAACGCAAGACCCCGUGAAGGAGUUUAUUCGAGCCAUAGCAUUAGACGAGGGAUACGCGACUUGUGAAAACACCGUCACGGACGAGAUCAAAACAUUAAGACAGGGAAAAUUAAGUAUGAACGAAAACGUGGUACCGGAGUGGGACGACGGCCUCGACCUCGACGCUGAGUGGGUCAUCACUGAGGAUCUCAAUCCACGGGUUCGCACGCCCACGGAGGAAGAGCUGUACGCAAAAUUCCAAGCGAAGUUCGACAGCAGCAUCGAAGCUCUAUGGUCGAAAGAACAGAACACUCCCGACGAUGAGUAUCAAGAUCUCCCCAUCGACUUCCAGGACCUGCUGUCGUCCCCCUCCGACCGCCUCUUUGCCGUUCCGUCCGCCGAAAAGUGCAGCCUCAUAUCCCUCACCGAGAGCAUCUGGUCCAUCGACGCGGCCGACUUCCCACCAGCUCCCGGCCGCGGCCACUCGCCCGCGCUGCACGACCGUCUCCGCCCGCUCAAUCUCACCGACGUCGUCGAGCCUCAGCCGCGGGAGCUCGAGUCUUUCGCGUUGUACGAGGACGAGGAGCUCUACGACGCCGUCGCCAGCGUCGCGAACACCAUGCGCUCCUACGCGGCGAUCAAUCACAGCCGCGACUGCAGCGGCUUCGCCGAGGUACCGCCGAGACGGCACCGAGACCCGCGCCGGUCGCCUCCCGCCCCCGCCCCCGCUCCGACCCGCGAGCCGCCCCGCCGCACUCCGUCUCGGCCGCGCGAAGACUUGCUCACUUCGGCGCGCACGCACUUCCGGCCGAUCCGGCGCGACUCCGACGCCGAGCCGCCGCGCUACGCUGACGGCGACACGUUCGACAUCCGCGGCGACCCCGACCUAGUCGAGUUUCGCCGCAGCGAGUCCGGCGGCGCAUACCUGGGCUCGUCUCUCGAGCGCUACCUGGAGUACCGCGGCGCACGCGGCAUCGACUACGGCCGUCUCAACCUCACGGCGGAGCAGCGCUGCCCCGACCUCGACGAGCCGGGCCUGCGCCUGCGCUUCCCGCUGCGCCAGCUCGACGUCGGCACGCAGACCGAGAACAGCGCCGAGGACUCGGGCGCGGCGCGGGGCUGGGAGGCGUGCGAGGAGUGCCGCGCCGCCAAGCGCAUGCGCGCUAGCGCCGCGCGCUCUAUUUGGUCGGAGCGCGCUUGUCGCGCCUGCGCCGCGCCGCGCGCCGAGCCGCUGGCGCCGCCGCCGCCCGCCGACGAGCUGUCGCGCGACUGGGAGGAGCUGCUGUCCGACAUCAGCGCGGCGCACGCGCAGUACGCGGGCGGCGGCGAGGCGGACGAGGCGCGCGCCGACCGCAAGCGGCGCCACAGCGCGGCGCUGCGCUGCGCGGCGCAGUGCACGCACCCGCACGCGCGCUUCCUGCCGUGCUGCACGCUGGCGCUCGACCGCCCGCUCACGCGCUAG
Arctia plantaginis is the source of this 1908-nucleotide messenger RNA. Lineage: Eukaryota; Metazoa; Arthropoda; Insecta; Lepidoptera; Erebidae. The record is from the annotation of a GenBank genome assembly.